UCAAAAUUGACGUUCUUAUUGGGGAUCAAGUUAAACUGGUAACGCCUUUUCUAUCAUACUUGGUUGAGAAGGUAUACUACUUUUUUUUUUUGCACCUCCCUCCAUCCAAGCUCACGGCAGAUCAAUUCGGAGGAGCUGAACGUAUUCUGGAACGUCAAGUUUGCUUUAAAGAGUACAUUACCUAACGCAAAAUAAACGAGGCAAGGAACCAGGAAUGGCGUCUUCUGAUGUUGAUAAGGCCAAGUUAGCGGAGCAGGCUGAGCGCUACGAGGAUAUGGCCCUCAUAAUGAAGACAUUAACAGAGGAGAAAGGGAAAUCCUUUAAAGAAAACCUGCCCAAAGAAGAUGAAGAAAUGAACCUGCUGUCCAACGAAGAGAGGAACCUGCUGUCUGUCGCCUACAAGAACGUGGUUGGAGCACGCCGGUCCUCCUGGAGGGUGAUAUCCAGCAUGGAGCAGAAGAGCGACGAGGACAACAAGAAUGGAAUCAAGGAAUACCGCAAUAAGGUGGAAACUGAGCUGAAGAAAAUCUGUAAAGAAGUACUGACAUUGCUGGACGACUAUUUAAUUCCCUACUCUACCCCCGCCGAGUGCAAAGUCUUCUAUUACAAGAUGAAGGGAGACUACUACAGGUACCUUGCUGAAGUUGCUGGAGACGAGAGGAAAGAGACUAUAGAAAACUCUCAAAAGGCGUACGAGCAGGCUAAAGAGGGUGCGAAGGCAAUGCAGCCCACGCACCCAAUCCGGUUGGGCCUGGCGCUGAACUUCUCCGUCUUCUACUACGAGAUUCUCAACUCCCCCGAACAAGCCUGUGCUCUUGCCAAAACGGCCUUUGAUGAUGCCAUCUCUGAGCUGGAUAAACUGAAUGAAGAUUCAUACAAAGACAGUACUCUCAUUAUGCAGCUGCUAAGGGAUAACCUUACAUUAUGGACAUCAGACACCGCAGCAGACGAAGGUGAAGGUCAAGAGCCCGUCAAGAGCUAGACGCACAGACUCCUCCCAAAUGGAAAAACGGGGAAAGAAUUUACAAAACCUUUUUACACUUAUCCAUUCCUUAUUGCUCCACAUAUACAUAAGAAACUUCUAGCAAUGAAAAUGUAUCAGUACUGAAUACAUGGAAAUUCAGCAGUUUAGUUUUUCAGCUUUUGAAAAGAAAUUGGGAACAAAAAAAACCUCCAUUCCUUCAUUUGUGUUUGUCCUGGCCUUCCAUAUGCGUACUUUCUGCUGUAGAAAAGUAUUAAGAGCUUCACUUUAUAUUGAUGUCAAUUUCCCAUUUAAAAUACGAUUUGAAUAUUAAUGUGGCAUUGCAGGGCGUUAACAUAGUGUGACAAAUCGCACUUAAAAUUUCAAAUGUGAGCGGUUGGCACACCAUCAUAGUGAGGGUUUCCUUGUGUUAAACGGAUUUAAAUUAACGUGUUUCUCAGACAAUUUUCUGUGUUCUUUCUGCACAACGCUGCAUGGUACCAGCUGCUGUAAUAGUCCCCUAGCCUGCAGUGACCCUGUGCGUGCUGGCUGUUUGGUACUGCAGUGGAGGGAGGGUGUUGGUGUCACACAGCCAGUCUCUGACAUUGUAACUUGCCUAAAUGAACAGGGUUGGGGGACUUUCUGAAGACCAAAAUGAAAAUGACAAAAAAAUACAAAUAAUAAUCUUAAUAUUACAUGUCCUACACUGGAGAGGGAAGUGAUGUUGUGCUCAUCAGGUCUAAGUGUUGGAUCUAAUACUUUUCAAUGCAGGCUUAUGCACAUGUAAGGGGGUGUCUGGUUAAUGCAGUGGGUGUCAUUUUGGAGAUUUGGACCACUAUUGUGUUUUGCUAAUCAUUGAUUGUACUCCCCAAUAAGCCAAUAAGUGAAAAUGUCCAGUGCCCUACUUAAUGCCUGUGUGACAUGAAUAAAAAUGAUUACAUUUUAUAAACCAA
Conger conger (European conger) is the source of this 1914-nucleotide messenger RNA. RefSeq names its product 14-3-3 protein beta/alpha-1-like. Gene Ontology annotation, cellular component: cytoplasm. Gene Ontology annotation, biological process: signal transduction. Lineage: Eukaryota; Metazoa; Chordata; Actinopteri; Anguilliformes; Congridae. The transcript is spliced from 6 exons. The record is from RefSeq and is a predicted model, not a curated record. Bases 215 to 982 code for a protein of 255 amino acids.